Aspergillus vadensis CBS 113365 is the source of this 774-nucleotide messenger RNA. RefSeq lists its product as uncharacterized. The coding region runs from base 1 to 774 and encodes 257 amino acids. The record is from RefSeq and is a predicted model, not a curated record. NCBI's taxonomy places the organism in Eukaryota, Fungi, Ascomycota, Eurotiomycetes, Eurotiales, Aspergillaceae. The transcript has 2 exons.
AUGGGCGACGGCACUCCAGACAUUUCUUCGGGCAUAUUCGAAGUAGACUUGAUAUUCCCACGCAAUGGAACGUACACUCCUCAGGCGUUGAUGCCCAUCGUUUUCGCGCUGCAGAAUCCGUCUCUGGCUUCCACGUUGGGAGCCACCAUCUACUGGGGGCUGCGGGAAGGCAACAACUGGUCUGCGCCGGGCUCCAUAACGGACGGGGGAUUCGAGCUCUUUACGUUGAACUCUACGUCUUCUGGGCCUCAUUUGGCCACCAGCUUCGUGAACACUCUCGCCUACCCGGACGGCUCUUGGACUUUUGCCUGGACUCUGGAAGUCACCAACUGCUCACAGGCCGAAAGGCCAGAUUGCCUUCAAUCCGAAAGCCAAAAUUGCUCAUUGACUUACAACCCAAAUAAAAUCAUCUCGUUCCAGUCAGGGCAAACACCCAGUCUCGAAGCAGCCACAUCUUCUGACAUGUGUGGCACCAUGGAAGCCUUUGCGUUUAACGUGACUUCUGCCGGGGAUACUGAGGAAGUGUGUGGCUUCCUUGGACCCAGUCCGACGACCAACCCGUGCGCAACGACGGUCAAUGCUUCCGUGGCAUCAAGUAUAUGGGCAGAAGCCACUGCCUUUGCCUGUGACCCUCGAGAGCGUUCGGCGUACCCCAACGUUACAUGUCCGACUUCUUCGUCCAAAUCCAACGCCGCGCGACAAUCUGGCAUGGUCGCAGCAUCGACAUUGCUUACGCUGUUAGCAAUGGUGACUGCUUUGAUCCAUCUUGGGUGA